Messenger RNA from Colletotrichum higginsianum IMI 349063, 888 nucleotides. Its product is annotated as YjfJ protein. Gene Ontology annotation, molecular function: metallopeptidase activity. The record is from RefSeq and is a predicted model, not a curated record. The transcript has 3 exons. Lineage: Eukaryota; Fungi; Ascomycota; Sordariomycetes; Glomerellales; Glomerellaceae. The coding region runs from base 1 to 888 and encodes 295 amino acids.
AUGACGCGCCCUAGCGUCCUACAACCCCUAACCCUCUGUUUAUGGAGUUUACUUCUUGCUGGGACGGCGGCACACCUUUUGCAAGACCGCGCCUAUAAAGACAAAUUCGACAACGUUUACUAUGUCACACAGGGCGAAUGGGCAUGCAGCGAGCUCAAGUUAGAGCGUAUCCAAUCUGGGAUUAAAGAGGCACAUAGACUUGCUGAAAAGUCUAUUAAUGUACUAAAGACUAGAGGUUCUGAAACAUCGCCUGCAUUUAGCCUGUGGUUUGGGAAGAGUAAUGCUACCCCUCAAAUGGUAGACAUCCUUCUUAUGCAACACUACCGAACCGCCUUGUCACAUCUACCUUCUCCUAAGAAUCCUAAGAAGACACGGUUUUAUUUUGACAAAGUCCCUAAAUUCAGGGCGAUUAAAGACGACAAGAAACCAACACUCAACUCUAUUGUCUACGCAUGUCCUCCUGAUAACGACUCAGCCAAGAUGUGUAGUCCAGAGAACUCGGCUACCGUUCUCUACAAGCAACGUGGCAAAUCUGCAACAAAACGCCCAACUAUACUAGGCUUCUGCCCCACCUACUUUAAGCAUGGGGUCUUUGCUAAAAACCUUGACAUGGUGGACAAUUAUCGGAGAGAUCGCAAGACUGAUAAGCCAUCCAGAGGCUUCCUAUUACUGCAUGAGCUUCAGCAUAUGUCAAAGGCAACGUCUCCCGACCCUCCUGCCGAGGACCUAGAUGCGCCGGCCUCCACCAGUUCUAGAAACAUCAAAUGCUAUUCUCCGGAAUGCUGUGCGGAACUCCCCGACUCUGAUAAGAUCCGAAAUGCCGAAAACUAUGCGCUCUUUGCCCUUCAUGUUGCCGCAUUCCCAGAAACUGGGAAACCAAUCGCGUGA